AUAUAAACCCUCUCUUUUUCUUUUCUUUUUUCUAAUCAUGAUAAUACUUUCAACUAUCAAAAGACAAUCCAUUCGAUUUUAUUCAACCAAGAUUCCUUUUGAUACAAAACCAUUCCCCUUUUCUCGAUUUGAACCUUGUUGUCCUGCUACAAGUCAUAAGGCAGACAAUGGAUUUGUGCCAUGCAAACAACAUCCUAUUCCACCUGUCUUGGGCAAGAAGAUUGAUAUGACAGAGCCUAUGACAGCAGCUAGUUCUUUGCGUCAUAUUGUGGGUUGUGUUGGUGAUGGUCUUGAAUGGACUCGAUCUAAAGUCGAAUCAGUACCUGGUGGUAUUGUUCAGAUCCUGAUGAAUGCAGAAAAUGACUGGUUAAGACACAAUAGACCUUUGCAUACAGAAAAUGCCUUGUUGACUACAGUCACUGACAGACCAAUGGAGGACCAUUCAUUGCCUGACGUAUUGUUGUUUCCUGAAUUUAAAAUGAUACCUCAUGUUGAGACUCGCCAUGGUGUGUUACCUACAGACUCGACCUUGUAUCGAGUGAUGGAUUCUAUUUGGCGAGAUCCUUCGCAGCCCUUGGAUACUAUUCAAGAUUGGCAAGAUAUUCAGGCAGAUACAGUUGUGUUUGUGUGUACACAUGGAAGAAGAGAUUUACGCUGUGGAAGAAUAGGACCUUUGAUCAUAGAUGAAUUCAACCGUAUCAUUCAACAAAAAGGCUUACAAGAUAAAGUACAAGUAUGGGGUACCAGUCAUUUUGGAGGCCAUAAAUUCGCUGGUAAUUUGAUUAUUCAUCAACGUGGUUUAGGCGGGCAUAUGUAUGGUAAUGUUAGACAAUGCCAUGUUGAGAGUAUCUUUGAUAGACACAUUAUGCAGGGUAAAGUGAUAAAGGAAAUAUGGAGAAAACAAGUAACACCUCCUUCUUUAUCACGUGGCAUAUAAAUAAUAAAUUCUCCCUCUUCUCUC
Messenger RNA from Gilbertella persicaria, 961 nucleotides. RefSeq names its product Sucrase/ferredoxin-like-domain-containing protein. Lineage: Eukaryota; Fungi; Mucoromycota; Mucoromycetes; Mucorales; Choanephoraceae. The record is from RefSeq and is a predicted model, not a curated record. The transcript has 2 exons. Bases 38 to 937 code for a protein of 299 amino acids.